Dichomitus squalens LYAD-421 SS1 is the source of this 495-nucleotide messenger RNA. RefSeq lists its product as uncharacterized. Bases 1 to 495 code for a protein of 164 amino acids. The record is from RefSeq and is a predicted model, not a curated record. The transcript is spliced from 4 exons. Lineage: Eukaryota; Fungi; Basidiomycota; Agaricomycetes; Polyporales; Polyporaceae.
AUGUCCGAGUACACAUCUCCCCUAAUUGGAUACGAAAACGCGGAGCCGCUGCCGACGACGUUCAAUGCGGACGGCAAGUCCUUGUACAACCCUCCAGGCCCCCGCUCCGCCGCAUACGACGAAUUCCCCAAGCCCAUCGACUCUUCUAACAAUGGCUUCGACUUCCAUAUCUAUUACUUGCCCAACGCACCGGAGGAGGCGAAAUACGCGGCAGAGCUGCACGAGCGCAUACGACGGGAGUUCCCAGAGCUGCGCAUCUACAGGUUCUGGGACAAGCCCGUCGGUCCCCACCCCGUGCCCAUGUUCGAGGUGAACGUGUUCAACCCCCACCAGACCGGGACCCUCUUCUCCUGGCUGGUGGUCAACCGCGGACCUUGCUCGGUCCUCAUCCAUCCUAACACCGGUGAUGCGCUCAAGGAUCACACCGAGCUGGCGACUUGGAUCGGGAAGCCAUAUCCGCUCAAUGUCCGCCCACUCAAGCGUUCGCACAACUAG